AUGGACAAGACUCUGUUCACUUUACUGCUCAUUGUCCUACUUGUCUCUGGUGGAUCUCAUCCCACAUGUUCGAGUCUGUCAUUAACAGUGGAAGAAGGUGAAGACGUGAGUCUUUGGUGUGGACUUGUUCCCUCGGUCAACCUGAUGAAUUACACUGUGGAAGUUACAAGAACCGACCUCAGCCAGUUCGUCCUCCUGUAUCGAGACAGAAGAGUCCUCCUCGAUGUCCAUAUGGAGCAGUACAGACACAGAACCACACUGGACCUCAGAGGCCUGAUCAGGGGAAACAUCACAGUGCAGAUCUCCUCUGUGAAGAUGUCUGACAGAGGAGAUUACACAUGUUUGAUCCCCAGACUGAAAGCCAGGUGCAUCAUCACCCUGCAUCUUGUGGAGGAGAGGAACCACGUCAGUGCUGCGCCUCCUCUGGAGAACAACUCCACAUCCAACCAGCCGGGGAAAGGUGCUGUUGCAGCCAUUGUUGUUGCUGUGGUCCUCUGUGUUCUUCUUCCUCUUGGUGCUCUCCUGUUAGUAGACUUCAUAAGACUGAGAAGUGGAAGAAACAGUCUCACAGGGAAUUGUGUGACGAGAUGCAGAGGACAAAAGGACCAAGAUCCCUUCACUGGUUACCGUGCUGCCACCGGAUCGGGUCCAGUCUACAUCCAGGACAUGGUCCAACCGGAUGAAAUGAGAGGGACAGGCCCCUGUGAGCUGCGAGCAGAGACUUCCCCUCACUUGGAGCAUUAAAGAGAGAAUAUCUAACUGAUCAGUUGAUGAUGAAAUAACGACUUCAAUAAAAAAUGUUC
Molecule: messenger RNA, 803 nt
Organism: Pleuronectes platessa (European plaice)
Lineage: Eukaryota; Metazoa; Chordata; Actinopteri; Pleuronectiformes; Pleuronectidae
Product: myelin-oligodendrocyte glycoprotein-like
Exons: 5
Coding region: 1-744 (247 amino acids)
Source: RefSeq, a predicted model, not a curated record